AUGUUGUCCAGUUUUUACACGUAUGAAAACGAAACUGAAAUCAGUAGUGAAGUUAAAUGUCCCAUAUGUCUUGAUCCUUUUCAAUUACCUUUACGUGAUAUUUAUUGUGGCCAUAGUUUUUGUUUUCAAUGCAUCAAAACGUGGCUGAAACGAAAGCAAUCCUGUCCAAUAUGUCGACAGCAUUUCAGUAAAUUUGUGCGUAUAAACGAUGAAAGAAUACUGAAAGAACUCGAUCAAUUACAUGUUAAAUGCAUACAUUGUAAUCAAACAAAUAUUAAACGAAAUAAUUUCAAUGAUCAUAUGUCAUCUGAAUGUUCGAGUCGAACGCUUAUCGACCACGAGAGAACGAAACAAAGUACGCGAGAAUAUUUAAAUAUUGAAUAUUUAUUGAAACGAAUAAACGAAUCCAUGGAUAAUAGUAGAACGCAAGAUGAUUAUCGCGAACAAAUCAAUUCAAUGUCAUUGCCGGUGUUGAUUUUCAUAAUCUCAGGUGUUCAUUUGCUUGUUUAUAUAUCUGUAUUCAUUCCGGUAGCUGUUAUAUUGAAUAUUACUGAUAUUUUCUUCUAUCUUCUUCGUCAUGCUAUUACGUUGCUUACUCGUUUGAUGAAGUUGCUUAUAUACAGAAUUUGA
Molecule: messenger RNA, 630 nt
Organism: Rotaria socialis
Lineage: Eukaryota; Metazoa; Rotifera; Eurotatoria; Philodinida; Philodinidae
Source: the annotation of a GenBank genome assembly